Molecule: messenger RNA, 3171 nt
Organism: Paraglomus occultum
Lineage: Eukaryota; Fungi; Glomeromycota; Glomeromycetes; Paraglomerales; Paraglomeraceae
Source: the annotation of a GenBank genome assembly
AUGCCUUCGACAGAAACUACGCUGUCGACAAAGUCUUCCACCAGAGACAAUAAACACCUUCAGGACAAUCUAUUAAAGGACCUGCCACCAACGCCAACGGAGGCAAACAAUAGUCCGAAAGUGUUUGUCACUCAAACCAAGUAUUACAAAGAAAGAACGUUGCACGGGAACACAGAUAUUAUGGGACUUAACGGCUCCAUCUCUCGCGACAACGAACCACAAAGUCAAACAAGUAACGGUUUGGUAGUUGGUAAUAUUAGUAGGGCUGGAUCGGACGCUAGCGAGGGCAUACAACGGGCUAGGCACAACGGUCCCACACCACAGCUUACCUACAACGUUUCUGUUGACGAAGAACAUUGUGUUAUGAAUACUGAUACUAUAAUGGGCAGAGAGGCUAAACAACAAUCGCAACAGUUAUCGUCUUCGUCAGUCGAACCCCAGCCGCCACCACAAUUCAUUGGUAAUCCGUUACCAGGAGCAGUAAUAUUUGCUGAUGAUGUACCGGAAACGAGAGACCACAAUGGAAAGGUUAAGCCAAAGAAAGUCUUGGGUCCAUAUGUUCUUACAAAGACACUUGGUGCUGGAAGUAUGGGUAAAGUGAAAUUGGCUGUACACGAACAUACCGGUGAAAAAUUAGCUGUGAAAAUUAUUCCACGAGUUCAACCUGGUGAUAGAGACAACAAAGAAAAUGAUUCAUCUAAUAAGGAUGACAACAAGGAAACACGUACUAUCCGUGAAGCUGCUAUAAUGCUUCUUCUGCAUCACCCGUAUAUAGUGCAGUUGAAGGAAGUAAUAGUGUUGCCUCAUCAUUAUUAUAUGUUCUUUGAGUAUGUUAAUGGUGGGCAGAUGCUGGAUUAUAUUAUUAGUCAUGGAAAACUAAAAGAGAAGCAGGCAAGAAAGUUUGCAAGACAAAUUGUGAGCGCAUUAGACUAUUGUCACCGCAACUCGAUCGUACAUCGUGACUUAAAGAUUGAGAACAUUCUCAUCUCUAAAUCAGGAUCAAUAAAAAUAAUCGAUUUCGGAUUAUCCAAUCUAUACUCGCCGCGCUCACAUUUAUCGACGUUUUGCGGUUCUUUAUACUUUGCUGCGCCUGAAUUGUUAAAUGCAAAAGUCUAUACAGGACCUGAAGUGGAUGUGUGGAGUUUUGGCAUUGUAUUAUUUGUUCUCGUAUGUGGAAGAGUGCCCUUUGAUGACCAGAGUAUGCCUGCAUUACACGCAAAAAUAAAGAGAGGCGUUGUGGAAUAUCCGCCUUGGCUUAGUAGUGAAUGCAAAAGUUUACUAUCACGAAUGCUCGUCACCGACCCAAUGAAACGAGCUUCUCUUUCGGAAGUAAUGAAUCACCAGUGGAUGAAUAAGGGCUGCGAUGGUCCACCGGAGAAUUACCUGCCGCAGAGGAUGCCUCUCACAAUGCCGCUCGACAUUGAUGUAAUUAGAGGCAUGUCCGGGUUCGAGUUUGGUACCGAACAAGACAUCAAAAACCAACUAGAAGCAAUUAUCCGCAGUGAUUCGUACCAGAGUUCGAUCAAAGCUCAGUUUUACAGACAUACCAGUGCUUCCGAAGAAGUCAAAAGACGAAACAUAGGGUUCGGAACUAAUAGAACAUUCGGAUUUGGGAGUAGCGAUAGAUUAAUCACCGCCGAUCCAACACAAGCCGUCCAUCCACUUAUCUCAAUAUAUUAUCUCGUAAGAGAAAAGAUGGAUCGAGAACGUCUAAAGUCACAGGGAAAUACGGCAAAAUUUGGUUCAUCAAGUUCCCUCGAAAUACCCAGCAUAUACACAUCUUCCAUUGUUCCCCCAGACCCAUCCCAUAUCAACAACAACAGCUACGAAACAAACAUACGCGAUCCAAACAUGGCCCAACUCCAUGCAUCUUCAUCUGUCGUCCGUCGGGCAACCGUACCGUCGGGAACAAGACCUCGAUCAAGAACAAACGGUGAGACUGAACUAAACGCAAUUAUUACGACUUCACCUGUUGCUGACGAAAAGAGAAUCCCAGAGGAACUUCUUGACGAAACGACUGGUGAGUUGAGUUAUGGAAGAAAGAGUAGUAAUGAACAGUCACCUGUACAAAGUACGACCGGAGGACUAAUGCGACGCUUGAGUUUAGCGGUUAUCGGUUACACGCGUGAGACGUUGUCACCUCCGCAUUCACCAACCAUGGCGUCACCGGGGAAAAACGUGAGCGAACACCGACGGCACGGGUCAACUCCCAUGGGUCCAAAAAGGGAAGCGUCUGGUCAUUUUUCGAAUCGAAUUUCGAAUAUGCUGUCCAGAGCCACCUCUGUGUCAGAAGCCGAUUAUAAGCGGCAUAGACAGCGUCACUCUGUUAGUAAUCAAAGAACUGGUGUGUCUACAAAGAUUAACAGUACCAAGGCUCCGGUAGGUCAAUUACCACAAGUAAUUGAACCGACACUGUUUGCGUCUCCUGGUGAUAAACCUGCCAGUGCUACAUCUAGUCGUUCAUCUCAUCAUCGGAGUACUUCGUCGAGCGGUACUCAGAUGCUGAAAAAGUUUGCUUCCGGUAGUCCAAUCGAGCCAUCUAGACCCGAAGUUGAUUUUACUUUUCCCCCUUCCAGUUCUGCUCAUUCAUCUUUACCUGAUGGCACGGCCGAUUCGUACAUUCGCCCCGUUUUUCUCAAGGGGCUUUUUAGUGUGGCCACUACCUCUACCAAACCGCCAUCUGUUAUUCGUCAAGAUUUAAUCCGUGUUUUAGACCGUAUUGGUGUCAAAUGGCGUGAAGGGCGGGGCGGGUUCGAAUGCGUACAUAUACCGAGCAUAGAUUUAAAGACUGCUGUUGGUAGCAAUCAAGCGCAUGGCGGGAGAAACGGUCACUCUUCAGCCGCCAAUAAUCAUGUUCACUCUAGUCGACAUGAUCGUCGGGGAAGUCAAACGUCCUAUAAAGACAGUUAUGCACAAGGACAAAAUCUCCAUUUCUCACCAGACGGUGAAGUACGUUUGGCUUUACCCUCUCGACAAGGGAACGAGGAGGCUAAUAGUGGUAGUGGCGGGGCCACUGCUAAUGUUACUGAGCUUGUUGUGAGAUUUGAGAUUUUCAUUGUGAAAGUGCCUUUAUUGCUUGGCGUGCAUGGCUUACAAUUCCGGCGCGUUGCGGGUGAUCCGUGGCAAUAUAAGAAUAUGUGUUCAAAAAUACUUGGCGAACUGAAGUUAUGA